This is a messenger RNA of Erigeron canadensis, 1479 nucleotides long. RefSeq names its product aluminum-activated malate transporter 8-like. The transcript has 6 exons. The coding region runs from base 1 to 1479 and encodes 492 amino acids. NCBI's taxonomy places the organism in Eukaryota, Viridiplantae, Streptophyta, Magnoliopsida, Asterales, Asteraceae. Gene Ontology annotation, biological process: malate transport. The record is from RefSeq and is a predicted model, not a curated record. Gene Ontology annotation, cellular component: plant-type vacuole membrane.
AUGGAGAAUGCUUCUUCACCAUCACCAAUCACCCCUUUCACAAACCUUAUUAAAGACAAAGCCAAAACCAUAGCUAUAGCCUUUGCCUCAAAAAUCAAACAUGUGAUAAUCGGUUUUGCCCAAAAAAUCAAGAAAACUAAAGAAGAUGAUCCAAGAAGGAUAUCACACUCGUUGAAAGUGGCGUUUGCCAUCACAUUGGUCUCCAUGGUUUACUAUCUACAACCUUUCUAUAACGGCAUGGGUGAUGCCGGAAUGUGGGCUAUAUUGACAGUCGUCGUUGUUUUUGAGUACACUGUUGGUGCAACCUUAAGUAAAGGCAUGAACAGAGGUUUUGCGACUCUGCUAGCUGGUGCAUUAGGUGUAGGGGCUGAAGCAUUUGCUGGCUUAUUCGGGCCGACAGUUAAACCCGUUGUUCUCGGCUGCUUUGUCUUCCUCUUGGUUUCUGUUGCCACUUUUUCAAGAUUCAUUCCCAACAUUAAGAAGAGAUACGACUAUGGUGUCCUGAUAUUUAUCCUGACUUUUACCUUAGUAGCAGUAUCUGGUUAUCGAGUCGAGAAAAUAAUAGCGCUGGCUCACCAAAGGUUAUCAACCAUCAUAUUUGGUGGCACAACAUGUAUAAUCAUCUCCAUGUGUGUUUGCCCUGUUUGGGCUGGUGAAGAUCUUCAUAAACUCAUUGUUGUUCAUUUGGAAAAGCUUUCAAUUUUCCUUGAAGGAUUUGGGGGCGAAUACUACAAAAUUGAUAUUGAAGGUGACAAAUCGUUUCUUACGGCUUAUAAAAGUGUCCUAAAUUCUAAAGCCACUGAGGAAUCUCUGGCAAAUUUCGCAUGGUGGGAAAUAGCACAUGGAAAAUUUCGAUUUCGUCAUCCAUGGAAACAAUACUUGGAGAUUGGGGUUUAUACACGGCAAUGUGCAUACCAUAUCGAAGCACUCAAUGGAUACCUUGAUGCAAAAGAUGAAGCACCCUCAGAGUUCCAAAAACUUGUUCAAGAACCAUGCACAAAAAUGAGCUCGGAAGUAGGAAAAGCUCUGAGAGAAUUAGGAGCGUCCAUGAAACUAAUGAUACAUCCUUCUACUUCAUCAGCCGUUCAUAUAGAGAACUGCAAAAAGGCGGUAGAAGAACUCAAUAGUUUGUUACAAGCAUCCACGUUGAUGAAAUCGGACAUCAAAGAGACCAUCCCAGUUAUCGCGGUCAUUUCAAUCCUAUUUGACAUCAUAAAAUGUGUUGAAACGAUGUCAGAUGCCAUCCAAGAACUUUGUAAACAAGCACGCUUCAAAAAACCGGAAGAUAUAGAAUGUAAUAAAAACGAGAAACAACCAAACUUUCUUCUCCACGGUGGAGCUAUAAAACCCGAGGACGGCCUUGAUGAAGAAAACAAAGAAACGAUCACUCUCAAAGUCUUAUUAGAUGAUAGAAUCAUCCCACAAGACUUAGAGCUAGGUAAAAGCAAAAGAGACCUCAAGUUAAAUAAUUAUACUUAA